GCAUACAUCCUCGCUUUACAAUGAGUGCGUGAAGCUCUCCGUACCCCCUUCUACUAUUCACUGAAGCCCCCGCUGCUAGAAUCCUACCGUAGCGAUAUCGCACCGUCCUUCCACUUGGUCGAAUCAACCCUACACAAGCAGACGCCUCCAACCCCACUUCCGAACUCACGAGAUGAGUUUCCGCAAUGUUAUGAAAGAUGGAUGGCACCCGAAAGGCAAAGAGGGAGGGAAGGAAUCAUGGCGAGGUGAUUUUAAGGGCAUAAAUCAAGUGGCGGGAUGGAUGGGCAAGGGGCGAGAUCCCAACAAGAAAGAUGCGGUCGACCACGUAUCACGUCCGCUAGCCACUCUAAAAGAUCCGACCUCCUUUGGUCCUCCGCCCAAAAACGUGAACUAUCACGGCGGCGCCGCCCUACCGAACGAGAUAACGCCGCAGAGAAGUGGAUGGGGAGCACCCUUGACACCAGAACAAAUUCAGAGCGCAAGCCGAACUACAAACGGUCCAACUGAGGAAGAAAUAGAAGAAGACCAAAGGCCUGCUGGUCCACCGCUGCCGUACAGGGCAGAUCGUACAGGCUUGAGGACUGACCAUCUACCCCCUCCUCCCGUGCAUCGCGAGGUGAACCGAAGUCCCACUGAGAUCGGAAUGCAAGCUGUACAACCACCCAAACCAAAACCCGGUCUACCCCCUAGACUACCAUCUCGACAAAACACUGCCUCGACCCCGACACCACCUCCCGUGGUAGCCUCUCCGCCUCCACAGGCAGCACCCCCAGCCUAUGAGUCGAUUACAAACCACCGGCCAACUCCGCAGCCAAGCUCAGCCAACUACGGCAUCAACCAAGCGGCUGCCAACAGACUAAGCAACGCUGGCAUCUCUGUCCCAGGGUUGGGUAUCGGAUCCCAGACAUCCUCCAACCCGUGGCAGAACGAACAAAGCCAGGUCGGCACCGUGAAGAGCCCCUCCCCACAACCUCAACCUCAACCCCAACCCGCAUCAGACCAGCUUUCCGAGCUUCAAUCCCGCUUCGCCCGGAUGAACAGCAACACAAGUGUCAACACCAGCUCCCAAACCACGACACCGCCCCAUAGCACGCCCGCCCAGUCCACUCCACCUCCGCAGCCCGCUGGAACAACGUGGGCCGAGAAGCAAGCCGCUUUCCGCACUGCGCAAACCAUGCACGCCAACCCCUCCUCCGUGACGCCCGCGGACGCUGCAGCCGCCGCCCGCACCGCCAACUCCUUCCGCGAGCGGCAUCAGGACACGAUAUCAACCGCCGGCCAGAAGGCCAAUCAAUGGAACAAGAAGUACAAUGUGGCCGGUCGAUUGAACUCCUUUUUAGAAAAGCACUCCUCGCCCACUACCGAAACGCCGCCGCCGUUGAACAACGCCACGGCUACACCACCGCCACCAGCGACAAGCCCCGAGUUGGUCGCGUCGAUAUCACGCAAACCGCCACCUCCACCUCCGCCGAAAAAGCCCGCUGGCAUGCACGGGAAUGCCAAUUCUCUAGGUAGUGGUAGCGGCGGAGUGGCCUCGCCGCCUCCGGUGCCGUUGGGGACAAAGCCUAGUUAUACCUAGACACUGGUGUGGUAGACAUGAAGUCGAAAUGGCCUUAUAUGUUGUUGAUAGCUGUGUAAUUUUCGUGUAUAUUCGUGCAGUGCUAGAGCGGAAUGGACGGAGUUAUACGGAACUUGACUCCCUCAUUCUAAAUUAUUAUACAUUAUGUCGUAGCAA
Exophiala xenobiotica is the source of this 1735-nucleotide messenger RNA. RefSeq lists its product as uncharacterized. The transcript is spliced from 2 exons. The record is from RefSeq and is a predicted model, not a curated record. The coding region runs from base 173 to 1579 and encodes 468 amino acids. Lineage: Eukaryota; Fungi; Ascomycota; Eurotiomycetes; Chaetothyriales; Herpotrichiellaceae.